AUGGCUUUGCCUCUUACGAAACGGCAGGCGGCUCGCAAUGAGAAAGCUCUGCAGGAAUUGAUCAAGUCCGUUCCUGGGAACGAUCGAUGCGCGGACUGCGGCGCGAAGAAUCCAGGAUGGGCAAGUUGGAGUUUGGGCAUAUUCUUAUGUAUGCGCUGCGCGGCUCUACAUCGCAAGCUAGGAACGCACAUUUCCAAGGUCAAAUCCUUGAGUAUGGACAGUUGGAGUAACGAGCAAGUGGAUAGCAUGAAGCGCAGUGGAAACGUCGCGUCGAACAAUCGAUUCAACCCCAAGGGCGCUCGGCCCGCGAUACCCCUCGAUAUUGAUGAAGUUGACGGUGUCAUGGAGCGAUACAUCCGACAGAAGUACGAACAAAAAUCUCUGUCCAACGAAGCCAAGACGGCACCCAAGACGGCACCCGCACCCGCACCGCGUCACAACACGGGAAGCACAAACUCGGAUGAGAACCCUCCUCCGCUCCCCCCCAAACCUUCCAAACGGUUUCACUUCAGCUUACGAUCGGCAUCUUCGACAUUUCCACUGUCACGCGGCGAAAAGAAGCACAAUGCGCGACAGGCAGAGCGUGAUCGGGAGCCGUCUCCACCUCCGAUCAACAAAGCAUCAAAAGUGUUCGGUCUGAAUGUUGCGAGUGGCGGCAGUUAUGAUUCCAAACUCCAGGCGCUCCGGGAUAUGGGUUUUGCCGACGAGGUUAGGAACUCGGCCAUGUUGAAGACGAAAAAUGGCAAUCUCGAGAAAACGGUGGAUGCUCUAAUAAAGAUGGGCGACCUUGGCUCUCCGUCCGAACCUCAAGCACCAGCGCCCCCUCCGAAGGAAGCCAAGAAUGGGAUCACCAUCGACCGACAAAAGCCACUUGAGACGGCCUCGAAUAACCCAUUCGACAUGCCGAACGGAGCACCGGUUCAGCCGUCUGCUGCUCCCUAUCAACAAUAUGCGCAGCAG
Messenger RNA from Eremomyces bilateralis CBS 781.70, 960 nucleotides. Its product is annotated as ArfGap-domain-containing protein. The transcript is spliced from 4 exons. Gene Ontology annotation, biological process: intra-Golgi vesicle-mediated transport; endoplasmic reticulum to Golgi vesicle-mediated transport; endocytosis. The annotation marks the transcript as partial. The record is from RefSeq and is a predicted model, not a curated record. Gene Ontology annotation, molecular function: protein binding; GTPase activator activity. Gene Ontology annotation, cellular component: Golgi apparatus. NCBI's taxonomy places the organism in Eukaryota, Fungi, Ascomycota, Dothideomycetes, Eremomycetales, Eremomycetaceae.